Messenger RNA from Vespa mandarinia (Asian giant hornet), 3106 nucleotides. RefSeq lists its product as uncharacterized. The record is from RefSeq and is a predicted model, not a curated record. Lineage: Eukaryota; Metazoa; Arthropoda; Insecta; Hymenoptera; Vespidae.
GGAAAUCCGGUUGAAGUUGUUCACUUGAUCUGCUGGCACUUUAGUGACAUUUCGCGUAUCUAAUGCGCGACAUUUGUUUAUUACGUUCGUUUCAGUUUUUUUGUUUGUGUAUAAUAAUGUUUACCAUAGCGAAUAAUAAAUGAGUUCGUUCACCUUAUAUGUGAGAUAGAUCCAUAUUUCUGUAGACUUAAAUAAGACGGUUAUGAGGCUUCCGUAUCAAAAACUGCCCAUUGUACGAUAUUUUUCCAUUAUUUUUACUUUAAUUUAUAAAAACCGUUAUGGCAGAGAAGUGUAAGGAAUGCGGCUGUGAAUGCACAAAAUGCACGGAGAAAGAUCUUCAACAAUGUGACAUGCACUUGCACGUAGAGAUAGAAAAUUUACGUCAGCGCCUAUUAGAAAGAGAUAAUCAUAUUAUAACAAUGGAGACGCAAUUUUUAAACGAGGCAGAAAAAUUUCCAAACGGAGAAUUGGCCUCGAUAAAGGAAGAAAUUCUUAUCUGGCAAGAAAAAUAUCAAAGGUUAUAUGAGGCGCAUAAAAGAGUUCAGAAAGUCAAUCAAAAUCUCGAAGAUAAAUUACUUAGAAUAGUGGAUAAGUGCGAGAGCGAGAAGGGUACAUUCACAAAAGAUAUAGCGACGUUAUCUCAUCGUUUGGCCGAUGCAAAUUAUACUAUACAUCGUUUGACCCAAGAUAAUGAAAGGUAUAGAAAUGAUGUGAAUUUGGCCAUUCAAUUACUUCAAUGUAAGCCUUCCAAUUUUGUUGGACAAAAAUAUGAUUCGUUGCCCACCGAAGUGCAAGCCAAAGUUCGAACAUAUAUUGCACAUAAAAGAUGUUCGAAAGAUUCAUCACCACCCAAUAUGAAAAGCAUAAUAGUACCUAUAUCAACAUUUCCUCCUACUGCAAUGGUUUACAAUGUAUCUAAGCAAGGAGUUGAAAAACAUAGCGAUGAAGAUGACGUAGAAGAAUCUAAACCCCCUGUUGACAUUGUGUCAGCUGCUAUUAUGGCUAAAGUAUUGGAGGAUAGAGAAAAGGAAAGAAUUUUUGCUAAACACUGUGAUACUUGCACAUGUCAUAAAAGUAUUUUAUUGGUCGAUGCUGAAUGCCAAACGGUAAAUAAUUCUGAUGGUUGUAACGAAUGCACAUUUAGACAUGUACAAAUUGAAGAAAAGCAUUCGGAAUAUAUAAACAAAAUUAAUAAAUCAUUACAAUCUAGAAGUAAUCAAAAUUCUAAUGCAAAUUCGAUCUUUCAAAAACAUAGCCAAGAUGCUAUUGACAAUGGAAACAUCCAUUUUCAUAAUAACAGUGAUUGUACAAAGUAUUCUAAUUCCAUGCAGUAUUUAUAUAACGUUAAAGAUAAUAAACUUGCCAUCAAGAGUAAUAAAAGUUUAGCAGAUUUAAGGGAUGAUAAUAAAAAAGAUUCAAUGAGACAAGACAAUAUGGAAAUCCAUACGCAGAUUGAUUUAAUAAAUAAUGACAAACAAACAUCUUUAAGAAGCAAUAGAAACGCUAAUAUGUCUUCUAAUAUAAUAGCUAAUAUACCUACUCUUUCUACUACAUCUGUUACCUUUAAUAACAUUACACCAACUAAUACUGCUAUUAACAUUAAUGGGGAUAAAUCAAAACAAACGCGUACAAAUAGAAAAUCCGAUUUUCUAAUAGACGCAAAAUCUAAUACAAGCAAUUGGAUUAAAUAUGAGAAAGAAACAUCUUCCUGUUCUUAUACUAUACCCGGUAACGCUGCAAAAUAUUUUAGCAAUAAAGAACAGACACAAAUAGACAUUAUUAAUGAUAGAUUAUGGAAAAAUGAAUGGAUAAAAACAAAAUUAGACACUAAUACAAAGGAUAAAAAUAAUGAUAAUAUUACUAAUGAUCCUGGAAUGGAUAUUAUUAAUAGUAGAGAUUGGAAAAAUAAUAGAAUUUGGACAGAGCCUCAAAAUCCUACCCAUUUAACUUUGAUUGAAGUAAAAAAUAUAGAUAACGUAAUGGCACACAAUGAUUGUAGACAAGUCGAAAUAGCUACUAGUCCAAGUUUUAGUAGCGACAGUGUUAUCAUUUCAACUUCCGAUCCACCUAGUAGUUCUAGCGAUAUUGUACAAUCUUCUAUUGGUGUACAAUCAAUUAAUUCUGUGAAUAAUCAAAAAUCUAAUUCCCAUAAUCGUACAUUAGGUUCAAGAUCCUGUCUUGUACGAUUAACACAUGGAUCAAAGAACGUUCUAAUAGAUAACGAUGGACAUUGUAAAGCUACCUUAUUUACAAAUACGAAUAAUAAACCAAAUGCAGCUUUAGUACAUACAAAAAAAGCAAUUACAAUUGGAUCAGAGAGAUCACCUCCUGUUACUAGUAAAAAACAUUCAGUUCUAUUACAAGAUAGUAAUCAAUUACAGAGAGUAGCGGAAUGGGUUCAAUCAUCUGUUUGCAUAGAAAAUUCUGUACAAAAUAAUUUAAAUGGAUUAAAAAUUAGUGAUAAUAGCGUUAACAAAGAGGAAAACUGUUUGUUCACCUAUGCGAAUGAAAAGUCUUCUAAUCAUAAAUCUUUUCAACUCCAUAACAAACAAUGCCAUGAUAUAAAUGAAAAAGAAGAAUUAAAUAAGGAAAUAGAUAGUAAUAAAGAAAUAGAUUCUUUAUUCCCUGGAACAAAUGUUAAUAGUAUGAUGGUGGAUGAUAAGGACAAAGAUUUAAUUACAUUUGAUAUACCUAAUGAAGAUGAAAAGAUACGUUCAUCUGUAAAUGAUAAAAAUUCUAUUGAUAAUAGUUAUGAAGUUAAGAUUACCAGAGAAAUGGAAGAAACGUAUUUAAAGUUGGCAGCAAGUUUAGAUCCAGUCACGCUUAGUUUAUCCGAUGCAAAUAACAGUGACAUUACAAUUGAAAAAUAUAGGAAAAAUUAUAAAAGGCUUCACGCCCAAAGAUCUCACGAUAAAGUAGGAUCUAUGACUUAAGCAUUUUGGCUGUUUUGAAAGAUUGCUACUUUUGCAGGAAGUUCCUUUUAAUGAUAUCAGAGUCUUAUUUUUUGUAAACAUGAUAAACUAAGGCUGUACCAAGUUGAGUCAUUUAGAAUGAAAGUUCUGCAUGUACAUGUCAAUGCAAAUGAUUAAAUAAUUUUUUGAUUUAA